CAGAGCCGCCCCGUCCAUCAUCAUCCUCCUCGUCCGCCGCCGCCGCCUCCGCCCCGUCCCCAGCGCGGCCCGAUGGUGGCGGCGGUGGCGAGGCGCGAUGAGCCGCCCGUCCUCCGCCGGCCCCGGCCCUAGCAAGCCUUGCGGAAAGCAGCAGCAGCACGCCCCGUCCCCCGCCGCCGUCCUGCCGGGGACCGAAGGGGCUUCUCCGCCGCCUCCCCCUCCUCCUCCUCUUCCUCCCCCCCAGCAGCAGCAACAGCAGCAGCAGCAGGAGCUGACCUCGCUCUUCGAGUGCCCCAUCUGCUUCGACUAUGUCCUGCCGCCUAUCCUGCAGUGCCAGGCCGGGCACCUGGUGUGCAAGCAAUGCCGGCAGCAGCUGAGCCUCUGUCCCACCUGCCGGGGCUCCCUCACCCCCAACAUCAGGAACCUGGCCAUGGAGAAGGUGGCCUCGGCUGUCCUCUUCCCAUGCAAGUAUGCCACAACAGGCUGCUCCCUGACCCUCCACCACACAGAAAAGCCAAAACAUGAAGCCAUCUGUGAGUACCGUCCCUACUCCUGCCCGUGCCCUGGUACCUCCUGUGACUGGGAGGGAUCCUUGGAAGCCGUGAUGUCCCACCUCAUGCAUGCCCACAAAAGCAUUACCACUCUUCAGGGAGAAGACAUCAUUUUCCUUGCCACAGACAUUAACCUGCCAGGGGCAGUGGACUGGGUGAUGAUGCAGUCGUGCUUUGGUCACCACUUCAUGCUGGUGCUGAAGAAACAGGAGAAGUGUGAAGGUCACCAGCAGUUUUUUGCCACCGUGCUGCUCAUUGGCACCCGUAAGCAGGCAGAGAACUUUCAGUACAGACUGGAGCUGCACGGCAGCUGCCACCGGCUGACCUGGGAGGCGUCUCCCUGCUCCAUCCACGACGGCGUGCACGUGGCCAUCCGCAACAGCAACUGCCUCGUUUUUGAUACAGCCACUGCACACCUCUUUGCUGACAACGGAAACCUCGGCAUCAACGUGACAAUUUCUAUGUGUUGCCCGUGAUGCAUUGCUAGCAGACUCGAGCUGGCUGGAUGUAGUGCUUCACUGGGGUUUGGUUUUGGUUCCUGUUUUUUACGCUGUUCAACUGUGUCAUCUUGUAUGCUAAGGUUUCUGACUAGCCAACGGUUGCAACUUUGGGCAGAAGAGGAGCAAGAGUGUGCUGUAAGUAAUGUGAGCAGGACAAGGUCUUCUAAAAUUCUUGGGUGCCUUAGGAAGAUUACACACCGUUACCUUUUAUAAUUUAAUUAUAUUUUAUGUAAAGAGUGCUUCCAUUGGAUAUAUGGCUUAAGAGGCUCCAGUUUGGAGCACACCUAUAAGCCUUUUCAUUAGCAGUACAGACUCCUUCUGAUGCUGGUGAGCUUGAAGAAAAGGUUUUAGUAUCACAAGAGGGUUUGGUUUGGAAGAGACUAUCAUCUGUUCCAAUCCUCCUGUCAUAGGCAGGGACACCUCCCACUGUCCCAGGUGCUCCAAGCCCUGUCCAACCUGGCCUUGGGCACUGCCAGGGAUCCAGGGGCAGCCCCAGCUGCUCUGGGCACCCUGUGCCAGGGCCUGC
Molecule: messenger RNA, 1577 nt
Organism: Camarhynchus parvulus
Lineage: Eukaryota; Metazoa; Chordata; Aves; Passeriformes; Thraupidae
Gene: SIAH2
Product: siah E3 ubiquitin protein ligase 2
Exons: 2
Coding region: 98-1027 (309 amino acids)
Biological process (GO): multicellular organism development; proteasome-mediated ubiquitin-dependent protein catabolic process
Cellular component (GO): cytoplasm
Molecular function (GO): zinc ion binding; ubiquitin protein ligase activity; ubiquitin conjugating enzyme binding
Source: RefSeq, a predicted model, not a curated record